This is a messenger RNA of Entelurus aequoreus (snake pipefish), 2265 nucleotides long. Its product is annotated as protein mono-ADP-ribosyltransferase PARP11-like. Gene Ontology annotation, molecular function: NAD+ poly-ADP-ribosyltransferase activity. Lineage: Eukaryota; Metazoa; Chordata; Actinopteri; Syngnathiformes; Syngnathidae. Bases 279 to 1271 code for a protein of 330 amino acids. The record is from RefSeq and is a predicted model, not a curated record. The transcript has 7 exons.
GCGCUGUGAGUGACGUCGACCUGUGACGCGGAAACAAGGAAAUGACAACAAACAUCCAAAGAGGCUGAUUUGGCCUCGAAAUCCGACGUUCAUGGCUGCCAGCAGCCGCCGCCGUCACGGCUGGGACGCCGUCAGAGUUCCCCGGUGACGUGGCGGCAUGUGGCCGCUCUUCUUCCCCCGUGUUUGGACGAAACUUUCAGGAUGAUUCCGCUCUUCCAGCCUCGAAACCCCACAGCCGGUGGGCCCGUUUCCUUUGUUCUCCUCCCGGUGGUCUCGCAAUGUUAGCCAUGCUCGCCACCAGGACCGCCGAGGAUGAGUCCGCUGAGGCGGAGGACAUGGACACCCUGGAGCCCAACUGGAGCUGGUUCUACCUGGCCGAAUGUGGGGUGUGGCACAUGUUUGAGAUCGAUCCCAGCGCCGCCUGCUCCGUGACCAGCGCCCAGAUCGAGCAGUGCUACAGCCGGAACCAGCGUGGCGUCAUGGAGUUCUACACGGCCAAGUACACCUACAGGCUGGACUUCUCGGUCAUGCGGCAGAUCAAUCUCACCACAGGGAAGCAGCGGCCGAUCAAACGCUCCAUCCACUCAGCCACCGGCUUCAGGUUUAUUUGCGACAACCUGGCCUUGCCUGUUCCGUGUCACUGGGAGAGGAUCAACGUGGACGAGCCCUAUCAGCUCAUCCAGCUGGGAAGGGACACCUACGAGUUUAAAGAAGUCACUCGGCUCUAUGAGAGGACCAUGGAUCGUCCCAUCAAAUCCAUUCAGAGGAUCCAGAACUUGGACUUGUGGGAGUUCUUCUGCAGGAAGAAAAUGCAACUAAGGAAAGUCAAGCGCACUUUGGAUAUUGAGGAGCGCAUGCUGUUCCAUGGCACGGGACACAUCAACAUACAGGCCAUAUGCAUGUUUAACUUUGAUUGGCGGCUCACAGGAGGCAACGGCGACGUCUACGGCAAAGGAAGUUACUUCGCCCGGGAUGCCAAAUACUCCAGCAAGUACUGUCACAGCACGGGGAAGCACAACAACAACCUGCAGAGACACGGACUCGCCCCGCCGAUAUUUGCCAGCGAUCCGUCCUAUAAAAGCAUGUUCCUGGCGAGGGUCCUGGUGGGCGAGUACACGCUAGGCCAGGCCUACUACUGCAGGCCGCCCUCCAAGGACACCAGCCUGACCAACUUUUACGACAGCUGCGUGGACGACUCGGCCAACCCCAAGAUCUACGUCAUCUUCGACAGCAAUCAGGUGUACCCGGAGUACCUGAUCGAGUUCUACUGAAGGAGGAUGGGCGCAGAUUCCACAAGGAGGUAGGCGGUUCCAGCGAUGUCGUGAUAGUCCCGUGCCUAAGUGGAGCGUGAAUAAUCUCAAGUGCCUUUAAGGACUGCGGUCGAAGAGGACAAUGACAACUUUAUAUCGCACGGAAAUGGGCUGUCGUUGUCAAAGUCGGAUUUCCCCGUCAUAAAUGUUAGUGGGUGGUUUAUGUACAUAUUUAUACAAAACAUCCCCAUUGUCUUCAAACGUGUCACGACUAAUAACUGCAGCGUCAUGCAAUGUGGCUUAGCUCCAGUGUGUAUGCAUCGUAAAUCAUCUUGUUAAGAUGUCCCCGUUUUUUCUUUGUGGCUCUUGUGGGAAGAGGCACCAAAAGGGAUCGCCACAGGGUGGUGCAAUAGUACAAAUAUAGUUUCAAGGAAACUCGGUUAAUUAAGAGAAGAGCCUUGUGUUAAGUCUCUAUGUAAUUUGCACAUUGUGAAGUUAGUGAUUCUACUGCACCUCAGAGUGAAGCUAAUAAAUAUUUAUUAAGUUGUGUCUGGUAUUUAUUACACGGUUGCAAUGACAACUUCUACCGGUAUUCAUUUUGCACAUGAGCGCAGUGCAUCAUGGGAUAGUCAACUGGCUGCGCUACGCGAACAUACGGAUGGAUACUUUUAGUGGUCUUUAUUUAUUAAACGAAUAUGGCGACAUUAUCUAAAAGAUUUCCAACAUAAAAGUGCCAGAACUGGCUCCUUUGAUAGACGAGUUGAAGCAGGGAAUGAAAUAAUUACAUUCAAGUGUUUUUGGCCGGAGUGCAAUAUAGAAUUGAUGACAGUUGACGGCACAUGAGGACGGAAAUACAUUUAAAAUGUGCUAGUAUAGUUGCAAAUCAGAUGGCGGAAUUAAAUUUGUGGUAUUGAAUGCCACAUUCAUAUUUUUUUUUGACAAGUGCACAAAAGGUAAACAGAAUCAUUUUGGUUUUGCCCUCAAUGCAUUCCUGUAUCCUGACUUUGUUAACAAU